UUGGCUCCUAAGACAACAAAAAUUGGCCAUGCUUGGAUGGGGGCAUUGUUGUGGAAUCCAAAUCAAAUGACUGAAAUUUAUACCCAAAUCUCACAUAUCCAAAUAAGCCUAAAUCUUCUCAGGGACCAACACAUUACGAAGUUACGAACCGUGACCCCGGUGCUCUUCCGUCGGAAAAGUACGCACUCGAAUUCAAAUUCGAAAAGGGCACGCCCCUCUUCCGCCGCCGCCUCCUCCCGAGUCCCAACUCCCAAGAGCCCCCCUCCCCUCCUCUGCCCAACCAUGCCCUCCCCUACCCGCUCCCCGGCGAGGCCGCCGUCGCCGCCUCCGGGCGCGUCGGAGUGGGCCUGCGGCAUGUGCACGUUCUCCAACCGCAGCCGCUCCGUCACUUGCGGAAUGUGCGACAAAGAGCGCCCCGUGGAGGUCGACGCCGACAGCCCCGUGGCCGCAGCCGCCUUGACCCGGUGCGGGAGGAAGAGGGAGCGCGUGGCAUCUCCGGACGUCGUGGAGGUCUGCGACGGCGCGAGCGGGGACGGGGUGGGCAAGGCGCCCGCCGCCAAGAAAGGAAAUCUUGAGACUCAUUUGGAUAAGAAGACCUUCAAAAUUAUGACAUACAAUAUCUGGUUCCGGGAGGAUAUGGAACUGUGCAGAAGGAUGGAUGCUCUUGGAGAUCUUAUUAAGCACCACAGACCAGACUUGAUAUGCUUUCAGGAGGUUACACCAUACAUAUACCUGCUCCUGCAAAAAUCUGACUGGUGGCAAGAAUACAGAUGCUUGUUGUCUAAUGAGGAGGAUAUUCGGAGGCCAUAUUACUGCAUGCAGUUGAGCAAAGUGCCAGUGAAGUCAUCUGAAUGCAUCCCAUUUUCUAACUCAAUAAUGGGAAGGGAGCUGUGCGUCACAACUGUUAACACAGGAGGGAUGACGAAUCUGGUGUUAGCCACAACCCACCUAGAGAGCCCAUGCCCUGCACCUCCUAAGUGGGAUCAAAUGUACAGAAAGGAACGAGUAAUUCAGGCAAAUAAAUCCCUGGAAAUUCUCGGACACUUACGCAAUGCAAUACUCUGCGGGGACAUGAACUGGGAUGACAAAGGAGACGGCCCCUUCCCUCUGCAGGAUGGAUGGACAGACGCCUGGGUUGAUCUGAAACCCGGUGAAAAUGGCUGGACCUACGACACGAAGGCAAACGGCAUGCUGUCAUGCAACCGUAAGAUGCAGAAGCGAAUGGACCGGUUUGUGUGCAAGUUGGCAGACUUCAAGAUCGACAGCAUUGAGAUGAUUGGGAAGGAGGCGAUACCGGGUGUCUCGUACUUCAAGGAGAAGAAGGUUCGCAAUGAGAUCCGCAAGAUAGAACUGCCUAUCUUCCCCAGCGACCACUUUGGCCUUGUUUUGACCAUCACCCGGGAGGAUGACAGCUUCUGAACUAUUGUUACAGUAGUCCUACAUCAUUUAGGAUGUUCUCGUGCUCUUUUGCGUAGUAGCAUCGUAACCAUUACCUGCUUGCUUCUUGUUGAUUCUCUGCUUCGUUGCCUGUCCUUGAAAUGCGUUGGGUUGGCUGAAUGGCAACAUUCCUUCUGGUCUGACUGCUAUGACUUCUUUUUUUAGAAAAAUGAUAUCAUGAAGAUAUGCCACGUGGAAGUAUGAAUUUUGAUCCAUUUGAUAGAAAACAUUGAAGACGUGAUAUAAAUUAUUUGUACCUGAUUGGAAAGGGGA
Phragmites australis (common reed) is the source of this 1710-nucleotide messenger RNA. RefSeq lists its product as uncharacterized. Gene Ontology annotation, molecular function: single-stranded DNA binding; 5'-tyrosyl-DNA phosphodiesterase activity. Lineage: Eukaryota; Viridiplantae; Streptophyta; Magnoliopsida; Poales; Poaceae. The coding region runs from base 37 to 1419 and encodes 460 amino acids. Gene Ontology annotation, cellular component: PML body; cytoplasm. Gene Ontology annotation, biological process: double-strand break repair. The transcript is spliced from 4 exons. The record is from RefSeq and is a predicted model, not a curated record.